Messenger RNA from Triplophysa rosa, 2026 nucleotides. RefSeq names its product Nedd4 family interacting protein 1, like (gene ndfip1l). Gene Ontology annotation, cellular component: perinuclear region of cytoplasm; endoplasmic reticulum; Golgi apparatus. The record is from RefSeq and is a predicted model, not a curated record. The transcript has 9 exons. Gene Ontology annotation, molecular function: WW domain binding. Gene Ontology annotation, biological process: metal ion transport; ubiquitin-dependent protein catabolic process; vacuolar transport. Lineage: Eukaryota; Metazoa; Chordata; Actinopteri; Cypriniformes; Nemacheilidae. Bases 163 to 849 code for a protein of 228 amino acids.
AGGCGCUAGAGAUCACAGCUGACAGAUCACAGGAAGCUCGGACACAUCUGAACUGACGAGGGCUGUGGCUUUGCCAUUAACGUGUUAUAUAAUUUCAUUCAGAGUGUUUGAAUCGUAAAUCAUUUGUAUUCGGGGAUCUUUUGAACCUUCUCAAGCUAUUCGAUGAUGGCUGAGUCAAGUGGGAGAUAUCAGCAGCUGCCCAGUGAGGAAGACCCAGAGGAGGGGCCUCAGGUGUGCAUCGAUGCCCCGCCCCCUUACAGCAGUAUUGGAGCAGCCAGUGAAUCCUAUUUUGAUUACAAAGACGACGCAGCAUUUCCCAAACCCCCAUCCUACAAUGUAGCCACCUCGCUUCCAUCAUACGAUGAAGCGGAGAGAACCAAAGCAGAAGCUACCGUCCCGCUGGUGUCAGGCCGACACAGGGAGCGUCUGGACACGUUUGAUGAUGUAACUCGGUGUGCGCUGGAGGAUGAGGACUUUGUGGCGAGGGACGACUUUGAGGAUGCUGACCAGUUGCGGAUAGGCAACGACGGCAUUUUCAUGUUGACGUUCUUCAUGGCAUUCCUCUUUAACUGGAUCGGCUUCUUUCUGUCAUUCUGUCUGACCACCUCAGCAGCCGGCCGGUAUGGUGCUAUAUCCGGCUUCGGUCUGUCACUUAUCAAAUGGAUCCUCAUCGUACGGUUUUCUACAUAUUUCCCGGGAUACUUUGAUGGACAGUACUGGCUGUGGUGGGUGUUCCUGGUGCUUGGCUUUCUGCUUUUCCUCAGAGGCUUCAUCAACUAUGCCAAGAUCCGCAAAAUGGCAGACUCCUUUUCCACUCUUCCACGGACCAGAGUCCUCUUCAUCUAUUAAAGUCACUCGCUGGAAAUGAAAACACAAUUACGGGCCUGCACCGAGCCGUGGACCCAGCGGGGAAAGUGUAUUUAAGAAAAAAAAUGCCUUCCAUCUGUAAUCUACUCAUCUGACAGGAAGACUGCAGAAUUCCAGAAAGACGGAGGGAGAAUUUUCUUCCCUUUGCUUUUGAACAUGCCGUUUGCAUGUCGGAUGGCUCUUUUUAUUUUUCUAGAUGUAAAACACAUAGUGGAUGCUAACAGCUCUAUACCUGAUCAGAAAUCUGUAGUGAUUUGAUGUUGAGUGCUAUUUGCAGUGUAUACAAAAGCCUUACAUAUGACAUCCUGUGUAGUACUGGCAUGCAAUGGCUACACUCCCUGUUAACCAGUAGGGGGAAGUCUUGCUUUUCAUUUCAUUUCUUUCCAUCUUUAAGCCCCCUCUUUCUUCUGUGAUGAUGUUUGACAAGAAGGCAACCAGUCAUUGCUGGUCUCCAUUCAUGAAGAGCUUUUCUCUUUGUGAAUGGUGGUGCGAGAUGAAUUGAAUCUAAAGCAGUCAAUGCUUCUUUCUUCAACUGUUUUUCUCUUUUCCUCUACAUGACAUGAAAAUAAAGUUACUGUUUAAUUCAAACUGCUUAUUUAAGAGCGCCAUUCGAAUUAAGGUCAUAGACUGCUUUUUAUAUGUAUCCAGAAGGCAUGACAUUUCUCAUCACUAAAUGUGAUUUUUUUGUGUGUGUGAUAAUCCAUGUAAAAGUUCAAUCUUCGAAUCGCACAUGUGGGUAGGGUACAAAACAGAGCACACAAAUGUUUUGCAACGAAUGAAGGAAUAAUGUUUUCCUGUAAUCUCUCUCCUUUUAUACCGCGCGGCUGGUGGCACUGUACAUUUCUGCCGUCUUUUGAAUACACAUUUAGCGUGAAUGCCUCUCCACCACCUCGCGCAGUUGGCCAGGAUAGGGGCCCGUUUGAUCUCUUUGUCUAAUCAUGCACGAUUUUUGCCGCGGCGUGUCUGCUCUUGUCACCUUGGGUCUCGUCCACGACGCAGGAAGUUACUCUUUUGUGCUCUGUUUUCCAUGCAGCUUUUGCGGUCACCCGUCGAAUUCCAAUCCAUGUGCACAUGUAUUUGCUUGUAAAUAAGAUACUGCUAUUAAAUGUCUCUGAUGUUGAACAUUGGGUGCAGAUGUUGUGGUCUUUGUCUUGGUGUU